AUGAGUAGCGGCAGCAGGAAUGCCGGCACUGCCUUCCGCAGUCGUCGAAGACCUUUUCCCGAGGUCUGGGAAGGUGUAGAUGCUGAGGAGGCGGAAAUUACAGUCCAUGAGGGUAAACUUUCAAAUUAUAGAGCAUUAAACCAGCCUAAGGCGCCCUCAAGUCUUGUGCGUACCGCAGGUGACAAGAUUAAUGUGGCCGAAAAGGAGAAAAUCGAUGAGGGGGAUGGGCGGAGGGCAGAGGCUGAGGGCAACAGGCAGGGUGCAGCGGAGGAGGAGGAGGAAGAAGAGGAACAGGAGGAGAAGGAAAUUGGCAACGCGCGAAGGGAGGAUCAAGGAGACUCGACUUCCUCGUCCUCUACCCGUGUGAGGGCAGACCUUGGAAACCAGCGUCCAUCCAAGCGACACCGUCCGCGUCGUCCGUUUGCCCACAUCAAGGCCGACAUCCUGCGCGCGAAGACCCUCGUGCGUCGUGCUCAGGAAGAGGCGCGACUCAAGACGCUGCAAUCGUCUUCCACCAAGUGGCAGCGGUUGCUGGAGGGCGUCUGUGGCGGGGCAGGGACGCGUGGGUACGCUUGCUUCUGUGGGGUUGCUGGCGCGGAAGGCCACAGGUAAGCGCCUCCACCGCCUUCGUCGCCCUCUCGGCGCUGGCCUCCUUCUCCUUCAUCUGGCGGGGCGCGGUGCGUCGGCGGGGGGUGGAAGCGGCCCAACGCCUCACGCAACUCGCCGCUCUCGAUGACGACCCGUACGUGCCCGGACUCUGUGGCUGGCAGGGGCUGGGAGGGCAGUGC
This is a messenger RNA of Nannochloropsis gaditana CCMP526, 788 nucleotides long. RefSeq lists its product as uncharacterized. The record is from RefSeq and is a predicted model, not a curated record. The coding region runs from base 1 to 612 and encodes 203 amino acids. The transcript is spliced from 2 exons.